Molecule: messenger RNA, 1909 nt
Organism: Sceloporus undulatus (fence lizard)
Lineage: Eukaryota; Metazoa; Chordata; Lepidosauria; Squamata; Phrynosomatidae
Gene: ALG12
Product: ALG12 alpha-1,6-mannosyltransferase
Exons: 10
Coding region: 172-1647 (491 amino acids)
Biological process (GO): protein N-linked glycosylation
Cellular component (GO): endoplasmic reticulum membrane
Molecular function (GO): alpha-1,6-mannosyltransferase activity
Source: RefSeq, a predicted model, not a curated record
AUGGCUGCCCACACUCGCCUUCCCCACUUCCGGUUUCCGUGUCGUCAUCAGGUGCUUGGCCCCACCCCUUUUCGCUGUCACGUGGGUUCCUGGAGGGGGGAAAGCCUAAUAUCCCUCCCCCCAAUUUCUCUUCUCACUAGACGGAUGUAGACGGAGGAUUUUGUAUCCAGUAUGGCUGAGAAGAAGCCACCAGGAGGCCAGCGUGUAUUGUUGUUGCUGAUCAUUGCUGUUGCCUUCACACACUUAGCCGUUUGCCCGUUUACAAAAGUAGAGGAGAGUUUUAAUCUACAGGCCAUUCAUGACAUCGUAUAUCACAAGCUGGACUUGGAGAAGUAUGACCAUCAUGAAUUUCCAGGAGUCGUCCCAAGAACAUUCCUUGGUCCAAUUUUUGUUGCUGUGCUUUCUAGCCCUGCCAUAUGUGUUCUGUCUCUGUUGCAAAUGUCUAAGUUUUACUCCCAGCUGAUAGUCCGAGGAAGCCUGGGCUUGAGCGUGAUUUACGCCUUGUGGCGUUUGCACAAAGAAGUAAGAAAGCAGUUUGGUUCAACCGUGUCCUUGAUCUUCUGUCUGAUAUCUGCUUCUCAGUUCCACUUGAUGUUUUACUGCACUCGAACCCUCCCUAAUGUGUUUGCACUUCCUGUUGUUCUACUGGCAGUUACAUCUUGGAUACAGCAAAAGCACCACCUGUUCAUCUGGUUCUCAGCUUUGGCUAUUAUUGUCUUCAGAUCAGAGCUUUGCAUAUUCCUGGGCCUUAUGCUUCUGAUGACCCUCUUCAAGAAAAGACUUUCCUUUGUGAAAAUGCUCUCCUAUGCUGUUCCUGCAGGGGCUUUUUGGUUAGGACUUACAGUGGCCUUGGAUUCUGUGUUUUGGAGGCAGCCUCUGUGGCCUGAGGGGAAGGUGCUUUGGUAUAAUACCGUUUUAAAUAAAAGUUCCAGUUGGGGAACCUCUCCUUUUCUGUGGUAUUUUUAUUCAGCUUUGCCUCGUGCUCUGGGAUGCAGUAUUAUCUUUAUACCAUUAGGUGCAGGAGACAGAAGAACUCGAAUAUUAAUUCUACCCACACUUGGUUUUAUUUUCCUGUAUUCCUUUCUACCUCACAAAGAACUACGGUUUAUUAUAUAUACUUUUCCUGUCUUCAAUAUAGUGGCUGCCAAAGGCUGCUCACGAAUUGUAAACAAUUACAAGAAAUCUUGGCUGUAUAAGUUAGGUUCUCUCUUUGUGGCGACACAUCUUCUAGUUAAUGCUGCUUACUCAGGAGCAUCACUCUAUGUUUCACACUUCAAUUAUCCUGGAGGAGUUGCCAUGCAAAAACUACACCAGUUAAUACCUCCAACAGCAGAUGUUUCUAUCCAUAUUGAUGGAGCUGCAGCACAGACUGGAGUGUCUCGGUUUUUAGAAGUCAAUUCGGAUUGGAAGUAUGACAAAAGGGAAGACCUUAAACCAGGUGACUCCCUGAUGUUCUCAUACACACACUUACUUAUGGAAAUGGAUCCAGUUCAAAUGUCGCAUUAUAAGAUGACCCACCGAGUCCUGGCAUACAUACCUGGCACCAGUGGAAUUGGAUUGAAUUUUACUGCACUACCUCCUGUUACUUUAAACUUGAAAUCCAAACUAGUACUACUGGAAAAACUUCGUACUUCUUCUGGAGCAUAAAUGUUAAGAAACGUCACAUUUAUUUCCCCACAAAACUCAGUUGCAUUAAUGCAAAACCAUUACGCAAUGGCUGUGAAAGCUACAUGGUUUCAUUCCCUUUUCUUAUGUGAGAAGGCUGUGUAUACACAGCUGGCAUUGUAUAUACACAUAUAUAUUUCCAUGCAAUUGAACUUUGGUUAAAAAAAAUUAAUACAGAAUAAAUUCUGUAUCGUUUGUUUCACAAAUAGGUAAAGUACAGUUUAACUUUACCUAGUAAAAUACA